Messenger RNA from Tuber melanosporum (Perigord truffle), 717 nucleotides. RefSeq lists its product as uncharacterized. The record is from RefSeq and is a predicted model, not a curated record. The coding region runs from base 1 to 408 and encodes 135 amino acids. Lineage: Eukaryota; Fungi; Ascomycota; Pezizomycetes; Pezizales; Tuberaceae. The transcript has a single exon.
AUGAUCCCCCCCCCCAGUUGUGACAAUCUCUUUACCCUGCUUUGGAGAAACGGUGGUUCAUCUGAUCUUCGGGACAGCUCAAAAGGGUUCUCUUUUCCCUUUCCCAUCUCCGCAUCAAGCACGGUGACGGGCAUCAUCACAAACAGUUGUUCCAGCACUAAAAGCUACCGUCCCCUAACCCCUCUUCCACCCCCUCAGCACAGUGCGUGCAGUGAUACUGGGAACGUUUGUACUUGUACCUCACCAUCACCACGCACAACCCCUUCCCCUCCCUCUUCCUCACCGAUACCGAUACGCAUAUCAUGCCCAAAUGUCGCGCGAUCACGUUGUCAGAAGUCUACUUUCUUUUUCUUCUUCUUUCUCUCCCGUCUAGCGCGCAUUGCACACCCACAGCCCGGUUUGCUCUAGUACGGAUACCGGUACAGCACUCGUACAAGUACCGGUACGGCAGUGAUAGCUGACUGAUGGUGCACGUUUUUGACGACCGCAGACCCACAUCGUUUUCCACCCCUCCAAUUGUUGAGGCAGAUUCUCGGCUCGCGUUUCAACAUCUGUUUCCUUCGUCUGUCACAAACUUAGUCUAACAUCCUACAUCCCUGCUCAACGGCCGUGCACAACAAGGGCCAUUCGAGGUGUUAAAAAUGAGAAUGGGAGAAAAUAGAUACAGUAUCAUACAUAAUACAGUACCGUAAUGAGAAAAAUGUAUAAUAAAUUCUA